Molecule: messenger RNA, 936 nt
Organism: Cyphomyrmex costatus
Lineage: Eukaryota; Metazoa; Arthropoda; Insecta; Hymenoptera; Formicidae
Exons: 4
Coding region: 373-879 (168 amino acids)
Biological process (GO): transcription elongation by RNA polymerase II
Cellular component (GO): elongin complex; VCB complex
Source: RefSeq, a predicted model, not a curated record
CAGGAUUUUAAAUUUAAGAUUGAAUUUUUGAAGACCACUCCAAAGUCGGUGCUUUGUAAAUCGAGCACGUGGAAUUGACGCGACAGCCAAUGAAUCUUGCGGUUUACUUCAGAUUUCUUUUCUCAUGCCAGGAUGGUCAAUUGGUAAUCGUGCUCUUGAAGCGUUAACAGCUCCAACAAUUUCAGUUGAUAAUUUUUUCUACAAGUUCCGCAUAUUUCUACAUAUUUUCUUUUCUCGAAGCUGCAUUCUGGAAGAUUUAUAAAGAUUAUAAUUGUUCAUAAGCGACACAACGUUGAAUAAAUUCACGAAAAGAUUUAUUGUUCUAGGAAAAAUAAUAUUGAUCGAUCUUGACUUUAUCAGGCAUUAGAUUCAAUGGAGGAGGUGAUUAGCAGUGAUAGUGAACAAGAAGCAAUACAUAAUAUACGUACAAAUGUAGAUGUAUAUGUGGUAAUUAGACGGAAAAAGGUGACUUUAUACCUCAACGUGCAGGAGAAUAUCCAAGUUAUUAAUCUCAAGAAAAUGAUUGAAGCUAUAUUCAAAGUACAGCCACAGGAUCAACAGCUAUUUAUCAUGUUUCUAAACAAUUGCCAUCUUGAUGAAUAUAAGGAAUUAUCCGAUUCUACUGUACAGUUGUUUCAUUAUGGAUUGACUUCAUCGGCGGCAAUGGUAACACAUCCUGCAGUAAUCGGAUUAGCUGUACGACAAGAGGAUGGUUCAUUUGAAAGUCUCGAAGUAACGCCAUACUCAAACACAGAAUGGCCAAUGCCUCCAACCGAUGAUGAUUUGGAAAAAUAUGCUGCUUAUAACGAAAAGUAUGCGAAAAUGCUGUCUGAAUUUUUGGAAAAAGGUUCAAGUAAAAAGACAUUGAAAAUGAAAUAAUAUGACAUUGACAAUUAAUUAUGUUUUGUGUUCAGUUGAAAUUCUACAUAAUGCAAG